AUGUCUCAACCUUUGCUCUCAAAGGGUACAGCUCGUGUUAUUCGAAACCGAGGCGAAACUUCUCACUCAGCCGCUGCACCACCAACAACUCGGAUGGGUUCCAAAAAGAGGAAGAAUGAUGAAGCCUCGGAAGAAUCGUCAACCGAAAACCCCGCUACGGAACCUCCUCAAGGUACAGGCUCACGCCGAAAUCGAUUGCUUGAGUUGCUUUCUCGCCACGAGAUAAAGAAAAAACCGCGAUUGGCCAGGGGACCCACCGAAGUUUCUGGAAAACGGCGAGGGUCUGGGGUGAAGAAACCACGAACUCCGGUCCAAAGCGCCCCCCAAACUGCUCCUUGCAUGGAACCGCCAGCUACAACAAACAACCAGGUAGACUAUGCUCGGUACAGCAAUCCAGAUCUGAUUGAUUUGAUUCAUCAGGUGGGGAUAGACGCUUGCAAUCUCAAUAGGACUCAGCUGAUUGAUACAUGUUGGACGCAUCACAAAUUAAUUGUUGUACCCAAGCAUGCUUUUGAUUUCAAGAUGGAUAAAAAUGUACAAUCGACCCCUGAAAGUACAUCUUGGCUUGUCGUUGUUGAACCUGAUGAGGUUAUACUUAACCCAGAUUUGGGUUCUAGUGUUGCAAACAUCACUCAGGCUGGGCCUUUGUCGUCAAUUAUCACCAACCAUUGUGUGUUUGAUUCCACCUUUUACGAAAUGCCGGACGCUGGGCCUUCAUUGUUGAGCGGUUUGAUUGAUGAAGUCGUGGAUUCCGAUGCUCCAAACAUGACAGAGGCUGGGCCUUUGUCAUCAGUUGCUGUUGAUAAUGAAGGUACAUACAGAUUCACCUUUUGUUUCACACAAUCCACAACUGAAUCGAAUCAUCCUUUAGCCAAUAAUGAUUCUCUGAAGAAAGUUUCUGCGCCACCAAAGCCCAGGAAGAAGAGUAAAACACGGAAGGUCUCUAUUUCAGAUGGGGCGCGUGCAGAAGAGGAGACUGAAGCCAUAGAAGGUGGGAAAUCCUUACAUCCAAACAUCGAAAAAAAUACACCGCCUCAAACUCGAAGACGUACAAGGUUAGCUAAACUGAGACCUUCCCCUCCGCGGGGUAGCAAAGGGAAGGGUAAGGCAAAGGCAACGUCGCCCAAUGGUUCAGAAGAUUCAUUCAAUGCAAACAACUUGGACGAUUCAAAUGAUUCGGACUUCAAUGUAACACACCAGGAUGACAGUCCGUCUGAUCAAGAUGAUAGUCAGUCUGAUCAUGUUGCAGUUUCACCUUUCAAAGGACGCUCUGGCCGAGGUCGAGGAAUUCUGGAAUCUGUAGUCUCUAAGCCCGAUGACCACAUGUCUGAAUGUGAUGCAUCAGCUACCACAUCUCCAUUGGAUCGGAUCGGUAUACAAAGCGAAGAGCCUGAUGUUGCUGGUAAGGGAUCUGCGGAGACCAGACAUACAGAAGACAGCUGGAUUGUCAAAACCAUAUGUUAUUGUCUUGUAUCUGGAAAGCCAUUGAAAAAUGAUCCAACUCAUUUUACGCCAGACAAAUUACAAGACCAACUCUCAAGGACGGACAAAAAACUUGAUGCACUCGCCGUCGAGUUCAAUUUAUUUUUGGAUGUUUUUCAAAGAGGUGUCAGUAAAAGCCCUCAGACUCGGUGCGCAAAGAAGACGCGCGGUGGACAGACUGCAGCUCGUAUUAGGUUUCAUAUCGAGACAUUGUUUGGGCAAAAAGGAAACCACAAGUUGCUUCCAAACGGAGCAACUGAAAUUGAGAAACAGGCUUGGAUGCGUGACACAAAUCCAAACAAUCUCCAGUCCCUGACCAAACGGUACCAGAACAAGAAUUGGGAAGAAGAACGUCGAAAAAGGACUUCUGAUGAAAUUCGCCGAAGUGCAAGGCUUAGAUAUCUGCGGCAGAUACGCGAGACCUACAUACUUACCAACCCCGAGCUUUGGCGACUUGCAAAUGUUGUGCCGCCGGCAUGCAGUGACGAUGAGACCGACCUCGAGCAAAUCUCAACACCUAGCCAGCAGGGCCCGGUUAUACCCUGUGUGAUACGAAGCGUUGAAUGGCGAAGCAACAAUCUCAAGACAAUAUGUAUGUUACUUGAUCUUGCUAAAUCAAAGGUUGAUUCAAGUAAACCACGCAAGAAGGGUGCAUCACCAAGGCAAAGUGGCCGGCCAAACCGUCCUCGGUAUCGCUGCAUAGGUGGACCACAAAGUCAGGUACCUGCACCAAGUGGCCUUCCGGUAGACUGCUAUUCUUCGACUUGGCUCCAGAAACUUUCUCCCCUGGAAAGAACCCAGCUAGAAGUCAAUCCUGUACCUAUUCUGGAUGAACUGCUUCCUCUCGUCGAAAAACUUUGA
Molecule: messenger RNA, 2343 nt
Organism: Melampsora larici-populina 98AG31
Lineage: Eukaryota; Fungi; Basidiomycota; Pucciniomycetes; Pucciniales; Melampsoraceae
Exons: 13
Coding region: 1-2343 (780 amino acids)
Source: RefSeq, a predicted model, not a curated record